Messenger RNA from Porites lobata, 2581 nucleotides. The record is from the annotation of a GenBank genome assembly. Lineage: Eukaryota; Metazoa; Cnidaria; Anthozoa; Scleractinia; Poritidae.
AUGUUUUUGACACAUGAUCAUCCAGGCAUUCGAUGCAGAGAAGUCGUCAAUGUAAAUCCCUACACAACUAAGACAGGGUCAACACAGAGAAUAUAACAUAACAUAAUUUAUAUAGCGCUAACUCCACUAAUUGACCAAAGCGCUUUACAAUUCAUAAUAUUAAAAUAAUUAAAAAGAUCCCACUGGUAAUAACAUAUGAAUAACUGAGCAGUAUGUGGGGAAAAAUAGCAGAGACCUUGAACAAAUGCACUGUGCCGAAAUUCAGGGUUGAUAUAAAGCAAUGAGUCCGAGACCACGUGGGAAUCCUUGUUUACAAGCAUAAGAAGAAACUUCUAGCGAAGGAAAAAGCAACUGUGAUAACUCCCGAUGAGCCAACGGAACUGGAAAACCUAUUGGAUAUGAUCAUCGCAUUGGAGGAAAAAACUAGCAAAAAACUUCAAUACGAUCGGGCUAAAGCGGAAGAUGUUAGACUAAAAGCGAUGGAGAAGCUGUUAGGGACGAAGAAAAGAGGUUCUUCAGCGGAUGAAAGCGAUGACAAACCGAAGCGUCAACGAAGAAGUGGUGAUGCUAUCGAAUACUUAGCUGAAAGAGCUCAAGUAAGUGAUCAACUGAAAGAGAAGACCUAUUUAAAAGAUGAAGGGAGAUCAGCAAACUCUCGAGAGAGAAAAAAUGGAGGUUUUGAGUAAACAUCAAAUUCAUAUGCAACAGCAACAAGCAGAUAUGCUAAAACUUAUGCAACAGCAACAGCAACAGCAACAAAGCCAACAGCAGUUACUCAACUCUCAAAUGAUGAUGAUGAUGUACCUGCAACAGCAGCAAAGGCUUUGAUAGUGUUAUUGGAAAAAAUAAUAAGUAGUUAUUCAGUGUCUACAAAGAAACACUUUCAUAUUCAAUUGUUGUUGUGUUGUUAAUUAGUUGAACUUGAAGUUUUGCUUCACAUAAACAGUCUCUUUUGAGUAAUGUUAUUCUAGGCCAUUUAUUUCCCUCAGUGUUAAAGUUGCUACUACUGUUUUAACAACGUAUAUAUUUCUGGGAGACAGAAACAACAUAUUUUAACACCUUUUAUCACACAAUAUCUCUUUACAGUUCUUCAGUUUGUACAUUAUCCAACUUUUGUUUUGUUCUCACGCUGUAAACCUAGAGUUAGCGAAAAUAGUCUUGCAAUGAUGGAGGGUCAACACCAAAGUACUCAGCAGUUGUGUUGAAAUAAAGGCAGGUUAAAGCGUUUCGUAGAUUUGCACAGACUAUAUGCACCUUUACCAGUUUGACUUAAACCUAUCCUCAAAUUCUUUUUAAAAUCUAGAAAUUUCAAAUAGUUGAUGUCUGCGAAUACCCACUCCACAGAUGCACGUACUGCACUCAUUUUUUCGCUGACAAUUUCCAUUUGUCUGGUUAAAACCCCAACUCGGAAAGGAGCUUGGAGGUGGAUUCUAAGCGGGUAGGCUGGGUCACCAUAAACACAUUGCUCUGCCUGCUGGAUAGAAAGCAAAAUUUUUCAAAUCGUCAUACAGACCAGAAACUGCCAACAUUCGUGCAUCGUGCAUCCUUCCCUCUGUGAAAAAAAGGAAAAAAGUUCUAAAAUUAGAAACUUGUGCCAAACAACUUGAAUUGGGUGCCAAAGUAUGUACCUACCAACAGGACCAUAUAGAUGGCCAAUUAAUCCAUUUGGGAGAACAAUAGACUGAAAAUUAAGGGCAUGAACCCUUUUAUGUCCAUUGUAUACAAUUCUUUGGUUUUCAUCCGGUCUAGAAAUCGGGCGCAGAGUUCCAUCUAUGAAUCCAAAACAAUUUUCCAGUGCUGGUCCUUUGUUACUAAUGGCAUCAGCAUACUCAUUCAGUGCAGCAGGAUUUAACAGGUCGUGAUUCCACUGUGUUAUUUUGUGACCAUGAGUUGAGUACAUCCAGUCUACAACCUCAUUACUAAUCAUGCUAAGUUCUGGCACGGAUCGUCCAAAAAUAGGAAUGAUGUCGGAAUACCAGCACGGGUAAGCAAACCUCUUCAGCAUUAUACACAGGCCUUCGGCUCCAUCGCAAAUUUUUCCAUUGUGACUUCGGAACACAGGAGGUACUGUUAAUGCGUCAACAAGCAGAGGAAUGUCCCUCUUUUCCACUCGGGAAUCGACUUUACAUUCGGCUGGGUCUGUAUUCGCGAGGGAAAACUUUUCAUACCCCGAGUGAGGAAAAGGAAGAUUUCUCGGCCUGUAUGUAUCGCAAAGCAGAACAAACUCUUCUUCAUCUAUGAUUUCUUCUACUAGGCACAAACAAAGCAUUUCUUGGACUUUCUUAAAUGAUGCCAUGGCUAUUUCUGCGAAAGAAUUGCCAAAGAAUCACACUGGUAAAGAUCGGUUUGCAGCUGCGUCGUCUUGCAUCGCGACGGAGAUCUUAACUUUACUUUUCGCGCGCAAACGACGGCAUUCUAGUUCCAGUACUUUAUCAGCCACCACGUUCUAGAAGUCGUUGCAUCCCAGAUCUUUAAGUCCCUAUUGUCUCCAGACCCUAUUUGCUAUGGUGUCCUUGCCACGGGUACAAUUUUAGAGAUUGGACGUAGUUUCCCAGCCGUUCUUAAAAAAAGCAAACAGUAG